AUGGCUGUUGACGGAUUGGGAAAGGGUUUACUGCUGAAAGCCGACCCGAUCGCUGACACGUGCUCCAGACCCCCAACGCUUGUCGGGAUCCUUGGUACAACAUCAGCACCCAGCAAGUUCUAUGCAGAUUUCACCCGCAAGCAGUGUGAGCAACUGGGUGUUCGUUUCGUCUUGAAGAAGGUUGGAUCAGCGGAGAGUUCCGAACGUGCAGACGGAGAGGGUGUCGAGGAAGCCAUCGUUGAAGCUAACGAGGAUCCUGAUAUCGAUGGAAUUAUGGACCAUUACUUGCAACAGAUCGUUUCGCCCCUUAAAGAUGUAGAGGGACUACACUCCAAGUUUCACUAUAACUUAUACCAUAAGUAUCCAAAGUCUCUGGCCCCAGCCGUCCCGGCCCCCUUAGACGACGUGGCACCCCCCGGAACGGUAAAAUCUAUUCUGCCGUGUACGCCUCUGGGCGUUGUGAAAUGUCUAGAGUAUAUUGGGGUGUAUAACAAGAUCUUGCCAUAUGGUGACCGUGCAUAUGGAAAAACAGUAACCGUAAUUAACCGGUCCGAAGUGGUUGGAAGGCCGUUGGCGGCUUUGCUAGCCAAUGAUGGUGCACGAGUCUUCUCGGUUGACAUAGAUUCGAUCCAGGAAUACACGAAGCGACCCCGUUCAUCUGAAGCAGAGAGAAAAUAUCUCCCACACCAUACGGCCCACCCUUGCAAUCUCACUCUGCAAGAAUGUUUAGCACUGUCCGACGUCGUCAUUUCCGCCGUGCCGAAUGCUGAAUACAAGGUGCAAACGAAAUCCUUGAAGGAAGGCUGUGUCACGGUUAAUGUAGCUGCAGACAAGAACUUCGGAAAGGACGUGAGAGAUAAGGCAUCCAUUCACAUACCUGCUGUUGGGAAGGUGACAAUACUGAUGCUGCUCCGAAACUUGUGCGUACCUUAUCUGUUGUCGCGCAACUCAGUUGACUGA
This is a messenger RNA of Pisolithus orientalis, 960 nucleotides long. RefSeq lists its product as uncharacterized. Gene Ontology annotation, biological process: purine nucleobase biosynthetic process. Bases 1 to 960 code for a protein of 319 amino acids. Gene Ontology annotation, cellular component: cytosol. The transcript is spliced from 8 exons. NCBI's taxonomy places the organism in Eukaryota, Fungi, Basidiomycota, Agaricomycetes, Boletales, Pisolithaceae. Gene Ontology annotation, molecular function: methylenetetrahydrofolate dehydrogenase (NAD+) activity; methylenetetrahydrofolate dehydrogenase (NADP+) activity. The record is from RefSeq and is a predicted model, not a curated record.